GCGGUCUGCUUGCAGCUGGGCUCAACACUUCAAAACCCAGCUCUCCGUAUUUGCCAGUACUCGUACAUCAGAUCGCUUUUACGAUAUCGUGUCUUCAGAUAGUAACCGGUCGUUUCUCGAGCGAAUACGACUUUGUUUGUGUCAUCAUUAACUCAAACUCCUGCCCGAACCAUUGCUCAGUUCUCCUUGCAUGAUGCGCAACGCCCUCCUUAUUCUCAGUGGCAUUACUGCCAUAGCCACAACAUAUGCCUCUCCGAUAGCUUCGUCAACGACUUCUGUAAUUACUUCACCUGUCGCCACAUCAAUACCUGUUCCAGUUGCGCCUCCAGUUUUCGCAGCUGUUGCAACUCCAGAGGAUAUAAACGCGGUCAUUCGGGAGGUCAGCAGUUUAGCAUCUGAUAUAUAUUCCACUGCCAGUAAUAUUGGAGGCCGUGGUGUAGAAGUUCAAAUCAUCGGGAAUACAUACCUCCGGUGUCGAGAUAUGAUUGAAGGGGUCCAGCAGGCGUUCGACAAGAUCGGCGGUCGGCCCCAGACCCCUUUCUCGUAUGAGGAUCAAAAGGGUAUUUGUUCCAUGUUCGACUUGUUCGGCAUCGACCAAUCAAAGCUCAUUACAAUGUUGGUGAGAAAUCUAGAGAGUAUGGCGAGGGACGGCUUUAUCGACCACUUUGGGGAUUGCUUCAAUCGACUUCAACCCGCACUGAGCAUGUUUGUUGAAGAACUGACAUCUUAUGCGCCUGAUUGUGAGUUUGAGAUGUUGAGGAGAAAGGACCAGCUUGAGGUUGGGCUGAGUAGUGCACUGGCAAGGGUGCUGGACUAUCGGGCGGGACAUGCCCCAGACCGCAUUCCUUUGUCAUUAGACUGAGGUCAUCAUCGUGGCUCUUUUUGUACAAUUAUGACUUAUCGACUUGAUCUUGAUGGCUACUGGGCUUCUAUCUGAUUUGACGACCAUCUCCCUCAGUAAUGGACCAAAACCCAGUGUAGGUACUUUGUGGCUCAAGCAGGGUUGACGUUCACAAUGCAUGGAUUGCAACCAGUCACACUUUGAUAAGGGAGUGAACCCUAUCUGGGAGCACACAGAUGAAUAAAUAAUGUAGGGAGACUAUGCUAUAUAACAACGAAAUAUAUGAGACAUUUGAGAGGAG
This is a messenger RNA of Fusarium odoratissimum NRRL 54006, 1142 nucleotides long. RefSeq lists its product as uncharacterized. The coding region runs from base 191 to 862 and encodes 223 amino acids. The transcript is spliced from 3 exons. Lineage: Eukaryota; Fungi; Ascomycota; Sordariomycetes; Hypocreales; Nectriaceae. The record is from RefSeq and is a predicted model, not a curated record.